AUGCCUGAUCCAAACCGACCAGCGAACAACCUUUUCGAUCGUGAUUUGCAACGAGAAACACACUUUGAUACUGUCGAAUUGGGGACAUUUGUUCAGAUAAAUCUUCCGCAGUUGAUUCCAGAACAACGCAUUGCGUAUGACAGAAUUAUGCGUGCCAUUACAGAACAGAGUGGUGGACUAUUUUUCCUACAUGCGCCUGGUGGUACAGGGAAGACUUUUCUUCUUUCACUCAUUCUGGCAACCAUACGAUCACAAAAUAAUAUUGCACUGGCCAUUGCAUCAUCUGGAAUUGCGGCAACUCUUUUGGAUGGUGGCCGAACAGUGCAUUCAGCAUUGAAACUGCCGUUGAAUUUGCAAAACACUGAGACACCAACAUGCAACAUCAGUAAAAACUCUGGAAUGGGCAAAUUACUCCAAACGUGUCAAAUUAUCAUAUGGGACGAAUGUACAAUGUCUCACAAGAAAGCAUUGGAAGCAAUUGAUCGUACACUGCGAGAUUUGAGAGGAAACGAACAGAUCUUUGGUGGCGCACUCAUUUUAUUGUCUGGUGAUUUUCGACAAACGCUGCCGGUUAUACCACGUUCAACACCCGCUGACGAACUUAAUGCAUGUCUCAAAUCAUCAGUUUUAUGGCGCCAUAUACAGAAAUUGAUUUUGAAAACCAACAUGCGUGUACAACUACAACAGGAUGCAUCGGCUGAAAAUUUUGCAAAACAAUUGAUGGAUAUUGGAAAUGGGCGAGUGCAAAUUGAUGAAUCUACGCAAUGUAUCACCUUGCCAGCAAACUUCUGUAAGAUCACAAAAAGCAUAGAUGAAUUGGUGCAAAAAGUUUUUCCAAACAUUGCACAAAGCUACAAAAAUAUUCAGUGGCUCAGUACGCGUGCUAUAUUAGCAGCCAAAAAUAUCGAUGUCAAUACCAUUAACUUCAAUAUUCAGAAUGGAAUACCUGGCGAAACAACAAUAUAUAAGUCCAUCGAUACUGUGGUGAAUCAAGACGAAGUUAUCAACUAUCCAACUGAAUUUUUGAAUUCGCUUGAUUUGCCAGGCAUGCCACCGCACGUUCUUAUAUUGAAAAUUUGCGUACCCAUCAUUCUUCUUCGAAACAUAAAUCCACCACGACUUUGUAACGGAACCAGACUCUCAGUCAAGAAAAUGAUGAACAAUGUUAUCGAGGCAACAAUUUUGACUGGAAAAUUCAAAGGUGAAGACGUACUGUUACCACGUAUCCCAAUGAUCCCAACAGAUAUGCCAUUCGAAUUUAAACGUUUGCAGUUUCCGGUGCGACUCGCUUUCGCAAUAACUAUCAACAAAGCACAAGGACAAUCGUUGCAAGUAUGUGGAUUGAAUUUGGAGAAUCCAUGCUUCUCACAUGGGCAGCUCUAUGUGGCUUGCUCACGCGUUGGAAAACCUUCUGAUUUAUUUGUUUACGCACCAGAUGGAAAAACAAGAAAUAUUGUGUAUCCCACAGCCCUUCAAUAA
This is a messenger RNA of Homalodisca vitripennis (glassy-winged sharpshooter), 1479 nucleotides long. RefSeq names its product ATP-dependent DNA helicase pif1-like. The record is from RefSeq and is a predicted model, not a curated record. The transcript has a single exon. Gene Ontology annotation, biological process: telomere maintenance; DNA repair. Bases 1 to 1479 code for a protein of 492 amino acids. Gene Ontology annotation, molecular function: DNA helicase activity. NCBI's taxonomy places the organism in Eukaryota, Metazoa, Arthropoda, Insecta, Hemiptera, Cicadellidae.